CCCCCCAAAAGUCAAUCAGUUCCAUUUGUCAACGUCUGCAAGGCUGAAUGGUAUCCUAUAUAUACCUGGGGAGUUCUUGACCACAAGAAAACACAAACAAUCUCUCCAUUUCUGGUUUCUGAUCACCAGAGUCAAAUAAUCAACUCCCACGUCCCACUAGUUGCAGCAAGAGAACGAAGCAUGGCAAACACUUGUUUCCUGGCUUUCGCCAUUCUCAGCAGCGUCCUCUCCGUCGUUGCCAGCCAGCUCCGGCCACUGCCUGCCGCCGGCCUCCCGGACGAUCUUUUCAGCCUGGGCAUCGCGCCGAGGAUCCGCACAGAUCGCAACUCGACGGCGAAGGCGUCGACGGACUUCGGCCAGAUGGUGAAGGCCGCGCCGGAGGCCGUGUUCCAUCCCGCCACGCCCGCUGACAUCGCCGAGCUCAUCCGGUUCUCCGCCUCGUCGGCCGCGCCGUUCCCCGUGGCGCCGCGCGGGGAGGGCCACUCCUGGCGCGGCCAGGCGCUCGCACCGGGCGGCGUCGUCGUGGACAUGAGCUCGCUCGGGCGCGGUCACCGCGCGCCACGCAUCAACGUGUCCGCGGCCGGCGCGGAGCCGUUCGUCGACGCCGGCGGAGAGCAGCUGUGGGUCGACGUCCUCCGCGCGACGCUGCGACACGGCCUGGCGCCACGCGUGUGGACGGACUACCUCCGGCUCACCGUCGGCGGCACGCUCUCCAACGCGGGCAUCGGCGGGCAGGCGUUCCGGCACGGCCCUCAGAUCGCCAACGUGCAAGAACUCGACGUUGUCACAGGGACAGGCGAGAUGGUGACAUGCUCCAGGGACGUGAACUCGGACCUGUUCUUCGCGGCUCUGGGUGGAUUGGGCCAGUUCGGGGUCAUAACCCGGGCUCGGAUCCGGCUUGCGCCGGCGCCGAAGAGGGUGCGCUGGGUUCGUCUUGCCUACUCGGACGUCGCCACUUUCACCAAGGAUCAGGAGCUUCUCAUAUCAAAUCGGACUGGUCUGAUCGGUUUCGACUAUGUUGAAGGCCAAGUCCAGCUCAACCGGUCCUUCAUCGAAGGUCCUAAAUCAACACCGUUCUUCUCCGGCACCGAUCUUGCUAGGCUUGCUAGGCUCGCUUCCAGGACUGGAUCCGUGGCAAUCUACUACAUCGAAGCUGCCAUGUACUACACCGAGGACAAUGCCAUAUCCAUGGAUAAGAAAAUGAAGGCACUCCUGGAUCAGCUUAGCUUCGAGAAAGGGUUUGUGUUCACCAAGGAUGUGACGUUCAUGCAAUUCCUCGACCGGGUGCGGGAGGAGGAGAGUGUGCUCCGGUCAGCCGGCGUGUGGGAGGUCCCACACCCAUGGCUGAACCUCUUCGUCCCGCGGUCUCGCAUCCUCGACUUCGACAAUGGCGUGUUCAAGGCUCUCCUCAAGGACGCCAACCCAGCUGGGAUCAUUCUCAUGUACCCUAUGAACAAGGAUAUGUGGGACGAUCGGAUGACAGCAGUGACCCCAACCAUGAACGACGACGUGUUUUAUGCUGUGAGUAUGCUGUGGUCGGCAUUGUCCAUGGAUGAUGUGCCCCAGCUUGAGAGAGGGAACAAGGCGGUGUUGGACUUCUGUGAUCAGGCAGGCAUAGAAUGCAAACAGUACCUGCCACACUACACGUCUCAAGAUGGGUGGCGACAACAUUUUGGGACAAAAUGGAGGCAAAUUGCUGAGCUAAAGGCCAGAUAUGAUCCUCAGGCAUUAUUGUCGCCAGGCCAGAGGAUUUUCUCGAAGCCAGUAGAGGCAUCGGGCAUUGCUUCUGCCUGAUUGCCCGUUCUACUACUAGUAGUAGUAGUAAACAAAAAUGAUUUUUCGUAUAUAGAAUGUACAUGAUAGGUGUUUCAUAGUAAGAUAGGUCUAGAUAGUUUAGUUCGUUUAUGUAGCACUAAAAUUAUGUAGUCAAGUCAAAAAAUUUUAGCCUUCAUCCCCAUUACUGAUCAAGAUUUCCCUAUUCUACAAUAUGCUGACGACACCCUUAUCUUUAUCAAAGCCUGUCCCACUGAACUUGCUCAUUUAAAAGGCAUCCUCUCCUCCUUUGCUGAAUCCUCAAGGCUUAAAGUUAAUUAUUCUAAGUCCAUGAUGGUUCCCCUUAAUCUGCACCAAGAUGCAACCCAACCUCUUGCUCAAAUUCUAGGUUGCCCUAUUGGUGACCUCCCUUUUACCUACUUAGGUCUCCCCCUUUCCCUUUCUAAACCAUCAGUAGCAGACUUCUGGCCACUAACCACUAAAUGCGAAAGAAGGCUUGCUGCUUUCUCAUCCUUUCUCAAUGAAGCAGGCAGAUUACAGCUCACUAACUGGAUUUUAACUGCCCUACCAAUGUUCGCUAUGAGCAGCUAUCUGCUCCCUAAGACCAUAGUGGA
Sorghum bicolor (sorghum) is the source of this 2387-nucleotide messenger RNA. RefSeq names its product cytokinin dehydrogenase 7. Gene Ontology annotation, molecular function: FAD binding; cytokinin dehydrogenase activity. The transcript has 3 exons. The coding region runs from base 181 to 1794 and encodes 537 amino acids. The record is from RefSeq and is a predicted model, not a curated record. Gene Ontology annotation, biological process: cytokinin metabolic process. Lineage: Eukaryota; Viridiplantae; Streptophyta; Magnoliopsida; Poales; Poaceae.